Molecule: messenger RNA, 531 nt
Organism: Saprolegnia parasitica CBS 223.65
Lineage: Eukaryota; Oomycota; Saprolegniomycetes; Saprolegniales; Saprolegniaceae
Exons: 1
Coding region: 18-497 (159 amino acids)
Source: RefSeq, a predicted model, not a curated record
CAAAACGUCUUUUUGGUAUGCCGGCACUGUGCGCACUCGGCGGCUGCAGCAAAUUCGGCAAGGUCCACGGGCUCUGCCUCUUGCAUUACCGGAUGCAGUGCAUCGUGCAAAAGGCCAGCGCGCUGCGGCACGCGACCGCAGGCUACCACGCCGGGUACUCUUCGGACGACACGUCGUCCACGAGCAGCAGCGCCGAGCCGCGGCGGUUGUUGCCGUCGACGAAACCCAACAGCAAGAACCGCAAGUGCAAAGUCGACGGGUGCUCGUCCUGCGCGCGGCGGUACGGCCUCUGCUCGCGCCACGGCGGCUCCAAGCUCUGCGACAUUGACGGCUGCUCGACGCCGGCGCAAACCGGAGGCCGGUGCCGCGCGCACGGCGGUGGCACGCUCUGCAAAGCCCCGCGCUGCACAUCCUUCGCCCGCUUUCAAGGCUUCUGUAGCGUCCACGCUAGCGGCGUCCGACCACACGCCGACGACCGUUCGUUCUCGCCGUGUUAGCACAUCCAUUUAAUCUAUAUAAAGUAAGUGUGUA